CCAGGUCGGGUAUAUAAGGACCGGGUGCCCGGGUUCCAACAUCCAUUCCACUACAACGUGUCUUUUGAGAAACAGUAGCAUUUUUGCUUUUGCUGUGGUCUGAUUCAAGUUCGGAAGCUCAGCUCCAGAGAAAAAUGGCCCUUAUUGCUUUGACCCUUGCUGCUGUCUUGGUCGCUGCCAAUGCAUCACUUCUGCCUGCCAAGUACCCAGCUGGUGUGAACCCGGCUGCGUGCCCCAACUACCCCUACUGCGACCCCUUUGUGGACCCCACUUCUGGCCUUGCUGUUGCACCUUACAAGAGCCUUGCCUAUGGUCGCUCUCUGGCUCCCCUUGCCUACAACGCCUAUCCUUAUGCUUAUGCUGCUGCACCCCUGUUGGCUGAUGGUGGCGCCAAGUACCCAGCCAGCGUGAACCCUGCUGAGUGCCUGAACUACCCCUACUGCCACGACGGAUACAACGGAAACCACGCCGUCGGAACUUUCAAGUCCGGCUACGCAGGUGUCGCUCCCGUCGUGCACGCCGCUGCCGUUUACGGCCACGGAUACGCCGCCAAAUACCCGGCCGGACUCAACCCUGCUGCGUGCCCCAACUAUCCCUUCUAAGAAAGCAAGCAAUUUGCUGCUGCACCCCUGUUGGCUGAUGGUGGCGCCAAGUACCCAGCCAGCGUGAACCCUGCUGAGUGCCUGAACUACCCCUACUGCCACGACGGAUACAACGGGAACCACGCCGUCGGAACUUUCAAGUCCGGCUACGCAGGUGUCGCUCCCGUCGUGCACGCCGCUGCCGUUUACGGCCACGGAUACGCCGCCAAAUACCCGGCCGGACUCAACCCUGCUGCAUGCCCCAACUAUCCCUUCUGUCACUAAAUGUUGAAAAAGAAAAAAAGCUGCCAGCUUUGCUCUUUUACGCGUGAAAAACAUGAGAGAAACAUACUGCCGAAGUUGAACAAUCAGUGUUUCAAACGUUAGUGUUUUGCGAGCACUUUUUUGAUAGUAUUUUGUGACACGCCUUUUUUUUCGUUAAAUUCGCGUCGGAGGGUGACGAUGAUGAUGGCUAUAUACGGCGCGAGAUUUUUCUGCUUCUUUUUUUGUGUGUGAUGCAUUGGUUUUAUUCGAUGGAGGGUAGGUGGCAUUAAAACUCGGUUUCUUAGUCUUCGUCAUAAUAA
Molecule: messenger RNA, 1165 nt
Organism: Notodromas monacha
Lineage: Eukaryota; Metazoa; Arthropoda; Ostracoda; Podocopida; Cyprididae
Source: the annotation of a GenBank genome assembly